Molecule: messenger RNA, 2119 nt
Organism: Ostrinia furnacalis (Asian corn borer)
Lineage: Eukaryota; Metazoa; Arthropoda; Insecta; Lepidoptera; Crambidae
Gene: jvl
Product: javelin-like
Exons: 8
Coding region: 332-1984 (550 amino acids)
Source: RefSeq, a predicted model, not a curated record
ACAAGUCACGAAGUGUGUCAAGGUGAAUUGUCAAGUAAAAAUAAUAAUUGUAAAAUACCCAUUAAUAUUUCCAUUAAUCCAAUUCCUCGAUAAAUGUUUUAGACUGUGCGGUUGUAGAAAGUCAUGCAAGUGUGUCAAUAUUAUUCGUGUAGAAUUUGAGUGUUCCUGAAUGAAUCCAAACAAUGCUAAUUCGGACGCUCCCAACGGACACUAUUUUCCUCAAUAACUAAAAGAAUAUUAGAUAAGUAGCUCAUAAGUAUAAUGAAAUGUAUUUUUACGGUUGUGUUUUAUUAUAAGAUAGUGUCAAUAUAGUGUUUACUCUUAUUAAAAAAUGGGGGACAAGAUAAAUGAAGAGUACUUUGCACCUGGAAAUGCAUCCUUCAACUAUAACAAUGUGACGGGCGGUGCAGACAGCGCCAGCGGAGGCUCGGGCGGGUCGGGCAUGGAGUGCCUCCAGCUGCGCUCGCCCCCCGGACCCUUCCACUACCUCAUCUCGGAGCAGGCUAAGUCCUUCGUUGCUCUACAGGAACUCCAGAAUGAGGUCGGCGCCCUACUCGAGUUUCGCGAUCUCGUCAUCGAGACCUUCCCGAACCUGCGCUCUAAGAUGCCGCCGUCGACGCCGGCCAGCGGCACGCGGCGCGACUGGGAGCCCGGCGUGCGCGUGCGCCGCAAGCUGGCCGGCGGCGGCGGGGACGCCACGCGCGCCAAGCCGCAGCCCUCUGUCCAGGACUCCGGCUUCAGCACGGAGACGUCCUGCGGGAAAGACGCGCACUCCUCGUCAGCAUCAGCGUCAGCCUCGGCCACGCGCUCGCGGCCGCUGGAAGACGAGCUGUGGGCGCUGCUCGACGUCAUCCAGCGCAAAGGCGUCCGUCUGCGAGACGAGGCCGAGCUCCUCCGAGGCGAGCUCGACGAGCGGCAUUCCGCAGACACCGCGGAGGAAUCCUUCGCAAGAGCCCUGUCAGCCGCCGGCGGUUGCAGCGAGUGCGGCGAUUUCCAACGUUUGCGCUGCGAGCGUGACGCGCUACUCGCGCGAGCGGCCCAGCUCGAGGCCGAAGCGGCCCGAAGCCCCGCGUCGGCCCCGCGGACUCCCCUCGGCCGCCUGGACUCGGCGCUGGACACGCCCGCGCCGCCGCCACUCGUAGCUACGCCCGACUCCAAGAAGUUCGCGGCGAUUCUCCUCGAGAGCAAUCCCGUCGAACUGCAACGCCAGUUGCUGACGUCCACCGUUCAGAAUCAGGUGUUAGUUGACCGAUUGAAACGAGCGGCUGCGCAUCGGACGGUACUGCUAGAGAGGCUUGAGCGCGCGCGGGAUCUCAACGAAGACCUUAAAUUUAGGCUAGAGGAAAAGAGCAUAGAGCUGGAAGGCGCGCGCGCGCUCGUCCGCAAACUGGAGCGCGGACGUCGCAGUCCGAGUCCGCGCCACAGCAGCAUGCGAGACAUGGAGCCGCUGCCGCUACCGCGCGCCGCGUCCGCCGAACGCCUGUGCGAUACACCGCGCCGACGUCCUUCGCGAAUCCCACUCCACACGGCACACAAAGGCGCAGCCCCCAGACCACCCCGUCCUGCCUCCCAGGGCUCCGUGCGAUCCGCCUCCUCCGCCCGCGGACGAAAGGAACCCAAAUCCGGAGUCCCCGUCCGCAGAUCACCGCCCGACAACAAGAGCGGGCCGGAGCCGGAGCGGGCGUGGGCCGACGACCUCCGCGAGUCACUCAAGGAGACUCGCGGGGAAGCCGCGUGGCACGCGCGGGCCGCGCUGCUGGCCGAAUACGUUGCGCGCACGCAGCGUUUGACGCGCAUGCGGCCGCUGCCUGCGCCGGAUCGUCUGACCUACGCGCCAGAUCUCGCGUUGGAGCUCACGAGAUCCAUCCUCGACGACGAGGCGCUGUGGGACAACCGCCCGCAACAGUACUUCGAGAGCAUGAGCCGGGAGCCCGACGCGGACACGCCGGCGGACUACACCAGCGACUCGCUGGACCCGUACUGAGUGAGUUGCGAACUGUCCUAAGGUUUUGUCACUUUGCUCUCCGUUUCACUCGGUGUCCAAAUGGCAAUGCCAGAUUUUGUAUGGAAGGUGGCGUGUUUUUUUUUCGCACGGCCAUCGACCAAACUUUGUUUUUUA